GGAAGUACCGUUGCCCGGAUGUGACGCCACUGACUUGCGCAUUGGGGGUCAGAGGACAGCGAGAUUCUCGCCCUGAGCAAGGCCUGCUAUCGGUGGAGGGAAGCAGGCCCAGGCUCGGUGGCAAGGCAAGGUUCUCAGGUGACAGGCCGACAAGGAAGACUGGAGGUCCCGGGGCAGCACUAAAGGAGAAGAUAUGCCUGUGGGUCUCCAUUGUCCAGCUCCUGCCCACACUCCUGCCUGCUGUCCUGACCAGAGUCAGCCUGCCUCUGGAGCAGAGGAGUCAGCACUGCAAGCCUAAGGAAGGCCUUGAGGCCCGAGGAGAGGCCCUGGGCCUGGUGGGUGCCCAGGCUCCUGCUACUGAGGAGCAGGAGACUGCCUCCUCCUCUUCUACUGGAGUGGAAGUCACCCCAGGGGAGGUGCCUGCUACUGAGUCACCGGGUCCUCCCCAGAGUCUUCAGGGAGCCUCCACCCUCCCCACUGCCAUCAACUACACUCUCUGGAGCCAAUCCGAUGAGGACUCCAGCAACCAAGAAGAGGAGGGGCCAAGCGCCUUUCCUGACCUGGAGACCGGGUUCCAAGCAGCACUCAGUAGGAAGGUGACUGAGUUGGUUCAUUUUCUGCUCCUCAAGUAUCGAGCCAGGGAGCAGUUCACAACGGCAGAAAUACUGGAGAGUGUCAUAAAAAAUUGCCAGUACUUCUUUCUUGUAAUCUUCAGCAAAGCCUCCGAGUACUUGCAGCUGGUCUUUGGCAUCGAGGUGAUGGAAGUGGUCCCCAUCGGCCACUUGUACAUCCUUGUCACCUGCCUGGGCCUCUCCUACAGUGGCCUGCUGGGCGACAAUCAGAUCAUGCCCACAACAGACCUCCUGAUAAUCAUUCUGGCCAUAAUAGCAAGAGAGGGAAACAGUGCCCCUGAGGAGAAAGUCUGGGAGGAGCUGAGUGUGUUGGAGCU
This is a messenger RNA of Piliocolobus tephrosceles (Ugandan red Colobus), 949 nucleotides long. Its product is annotated as melanoma-associated antigen 12-like. The transcript has 4 exons. NCBI's taxonomy places the organism in Eukaryota, Metazoa, Chordata, Mammalia, Primates, Cercopithecidae. Gene Ontology annotation, molecular function: histone deacetylase binding. The record is from RefSeq and is a predicted model, not a curated record. The annotation marks the transcript as partial. Gene Ontology annotation, cellular component: nucleus. Gene Ontology annotation, biological process: negative regulation of transcription by RNA polymerase II.